This is a messenger RNA of Budorcas taxicolor (takin), 798 nucleotides long. It is a transcript of the gene AQP5, whose product is annotated as aquaporin 5. Lineage: Eukaryota; Metazoa; Chordata; Mammalia; Artiodactyla; Bovidae. The transcript is spliced from 4 exons. Gene Ontology annotation, cellular component: apical plasma membrane; plasma membrane. Gene Ontology annotation, biological process: transmembrane transport. Gene Ontology annotation, molecular function: water channel activity. Bases 1 to 798 code for a protein of 265 amino acids. The record is from RefSeq and is a predicted model, not a curated record.
AUGAAGAAGGAGGUGUGCUCCGCAGCCUUCCUCAAGGCGGUGUUCGCAGAGUUCCUGGCCACCCUCAUCUUCGUCUUCUUCGGCCUCGGCUCGGCCCUCAAGUGGCCGUCGGCAAUGCCCAGCGUCCUGCAGAUCUCGCUGGCCUUCGGCCUGGCCAUAGGUACCAUGGCCCAGGCCCUGGGGCCCGUGAGCGGUGGCCAUAUGAACCCCGCCAUCACGCUGGCCCUCCUGGUCGGUAACCAGAUCUCCCUGCUCCGGGCGGUCUUCUACCUGGUGGCCCAGCUGGUGGGCGCCAUUGCUGGCGCCGCAAUCCUCUAUGGGCUGGCCCCGUACAAUGCCCGAGGCAAUCUGGCUGUCAAUGCGCUCAACAACAACACGACUGCGGGCCAGGCUGUGGUGGCGGAAAUGAUUCUGACCUUCCAGCUGGCACUCUGCGUCUUCUCUUCCACUGACUCCCGCCGCACCAGCCCUGUGGGCUCCCCAGCCCUGUCCAUUGGCCUGUCCGUCACACUGGGCCACCUAGUGGGGAUCUACUUCACGGGCUGCUCCAUGAACCCGGCCCGAUCUUUCGGUCCCGCAGUGAUCAUGAGUCGGUUCAGCUCCGCACACUGGGUGUUCUGGGUGGGGCCCAUCGUGGGGGCUGCCACGGCUGCCAUCAUCUACUUCUACCUGCUCUUCCCCCACUCCCUGAGCCUGAGCGAUCGUGUGGCCAUCCUCAAGGGCACGUAUGAGCCGGACGAGGACUGGGAGGAGAGCCAAGAGGAGCGGAAGAAGACCAUGGAGCUGACUGCCCACUGA